GGAACCAGUUCUGAACCGGAGCAUAGCGAACGACCUGACGUGAAAAAGUGUAUCACAUAACAUAUUAAACUGGAACGUAAAUUGUCGCCCCCGUCGUGCCAGGAGAUUUGGUCCGGGAAAAACGAGCGAGGAGUAGAAGCGGUCAGGAGUACUCGCAAAGAAAAAGCUCCUCGCAAAGCAUACAAUCGUCUUCUACAUCCUCACCCACAUGCGAUUGAUUGAUUGAUUAAAAGCACGAGACCACGAGUUGUUGGGCGAGAUGCACUCAUCGCUCAACUGGACCUCCCGCCUGAUCUCGCGCGCCCUGCGCAGCAGCUUUUCCACACUCCUGGAAACAGCAACGGGCGGAGGGGCAGCGGCGGCUAAAGGUGCCAGCAAAUCGGGAGCAGGGUCCUCGGCCGCCCAGCGACCCCGUUUUGUGUCCGUCGUGUGCGGUUUCGCGAAGGACAAUCUGCGACACAAGUACAAGCCGGGAAAGUACGGUGAGGACUCCUGGUUCAAGGCCUCCACGGAGAGCGCCGAUGUAAUGGGCGUGGCUGAUGGAGUGGGCGGCUGGAGGAGUUAUGGCAUUGAUCCAGGAGAGUUUUCAUCUUUUCUGAUGCGCACCUGCGAACGGUUGGUGCAGUGCAGCCACUUCAAUCCCCAGCGUCCGGUCAACCUUCUGGCCUACAGCUACUGCGAGUUGAUGGAACAAAAGAAGCCCAUCUUAGGCAGCAGCACCGCCUGCGUUCUGAUCUUAAAUCGAGAGACGAGCACCGUGCACACGGCCAAUAUCGGCGACAGCGGCUUUAUUGUGGUGCGACAAGGCCAGGUGGUGCACAAGUCCGAGGAGCAGCAGCACUACUUCAACACACCCUUCCAGCUUUCUCUGCCGCCUCCGGGGCACGGCCCGAAUGUGCUCAGCGACAGCCCCGAGUCGGCAGACACGAUGAGCUUCCCGGUGCGCGACGGCGACGUGAUCCUGAUUGCUACGGACGGAGUGUUCGACAAUGUGCCCGAGGAUCUGAUGCUGCAGGUGCUCAGCGAGGUGGAGGGCGAACGGGAUCCCGUCAAGCUGCAGAUGACGGCCAACAGCCUGGCGCUGAUGGCGCGCACCCUGUCCCUCAACAGCGAGUUCCUCUCGCCAUUCGCCCUUAGCGCCCGGAGAAAUAAUAUCCAGGCGAGAGGCGGCAAGCCAGACGACAUCACCGUUGUCCUGGCCACCGUAGCGAUGUGAGGGUGGUAUCCCCACACACCCUAUCCUCCCUAGUGAUUAACGUUUACUUGUAGUCCGUACGUGUUUAGUUAGCUUUAGGAGCCUGUUCUGUGGUUCUGUCUACCGUUUAAGCUGCAUGUUGAGAUUGAGAUUGUGGAUAACGAGGACGAUGACGAAGACGAAGAAGACGACGAAGACGAACCUUUGAAUUGUUAGUUACAUAUAUAAACCCGAGCAAACUCUUUUUCGAAACGACGAACUUCGACGCAUCCUGGUGAGCGACCCCCGCCUUGAUUGUAUACAUAACCCUCGCUAUAAGUAGAGAAAUGCGAAUUAUCUGCCCAGGGCGAUCUCUGUCGUCAGUGGGCAUUCUAAUCACCACAAACCAUAAACAAACAACCGAUUGCGAAACAAACCCUAUGCAUACGAAGGUCCGGAUCUCGAUGGUGGACCCGGAAUGAAGCGAGUCGAGGUGCAGCUGUCUGACUGAGGACUGAGGACUAGCCAUUUUUACCCAGGCGAACUGUCUUUAAACAAUUUUUGUCGAAAUGUACUCACUGAUAUUUGCGACCCAAUAAAAUUAUUCAUUGAAACAACAACGAAA
Messenger RNA from Drosophila ficusphila, 1799 nucleotides. RefSeq names its product protein phosphatase PTC7 homolog. The coding region runs from base 260 to 1216 and encodes 318 amino acids. Lineage: Eukaryota; Metazoa; Arthropoda; Insecta; Diptera; Drosophilidae. The transcript has a single exon. The record is from RefSeq and is a predicted model, not a curated record.